Acaulospora morrowiae is the source of this 512-nucleotide messenger RNA. Lineage: Eukaryota; Fungi; Glomeromycota; Glomeromycetes; Diversisporales; Acaulosporaceae. The record is from the annotation of a GenBank genome assembly.
UCCCGAUGGGAAAAACCAAAAAGAACCCUUCCGCGAUUCCACCGGAAUCAAUGGAAGACAAGGUUGACCUGGUUCAACUUUUGUCAAAUACUGGUGUUCCUCCUUCGGAAGAAGAAAUAAUAACCUUUCUUUCCGCCCGUUUUAAAGCAGACCUACCAUACACCCGCAUAAAUGCUUCCUCCCUUGUAAUAGUAAACCCUAAUAAACCCUUAGAAAUAAUGAACGACCUGUCGGCAAAAGAAUACGCUGACCAAUGGUACAGAGACACUUCUAGUGAAAACUCUACUUUACAACCUCAUAUCUACGAAUUUGCGGCGAAGAUAUACUUGCACAUGAGGAGAUCGGCCGAGGACCAAAGUGUUAUUUUCAGUGGCAUCACAGGUUCCGGAAAGACGGCUACUCAAGGUCACCUCUUGUCUCAGCUUUUGCUCCUCUCAACACAUACAAAAAAAGAAUCAAAGAUUGCGACUCAAAUUCGAAAUGCACAAAUUAUUUUGGAGGCUUUUGGGAGC